Molecule: messenger RNA, 1270 nt
Organism: Diatraea saccharalis (sugarcane borer)
Lineage: Eukaryota; Metazoa; Arthropoda; Insecta; Lepidoptera; Crambidae
Source: the annotation of a GenBank genome assembly
AUUAAAUGUCAGGUCAGGAUCUUGAGGGAAAAUGUUGGAAGAGAAAGGAUCAGGAAGACAAAGAUUAUUAAUUUUUGCGAUAAUUUACAAAGAGAAUGUGUGACGUAUCAGUUAUUAUACCAAUUUAUAAUGGUGAAAAAUGGAUUAACAACUGUAUGAAAUCAAUAGCCUCCCAAACAAUCAUAAAUACCGAAUUGAAACUUGAAAUAAUCGUAUACAACGAUGGCAGUACUGAUGGAACUGAGAAACUGCUCAAUCAGUGGGCUCAAUACUUUAAACAAAAACGCGUUAAUUUUAUUCUAACAGGUUCAUUAUCUACAAGAGGUGUUGGUGCAGCCAAAAAUGGUGCUGUUUUCGUAAGUUCUGGUAAUUUUUUAUGUUUUCAAGACAUUGAUGAUAUUAUGCAACCACAUAGAAUAAUGCUACAAUGGCAAUAUGCUGUGAAUCAUCUUAACACAUUAAUAGGCAGUAGAAUAUCACGAAUACCUUUUGAUUCUACACCUAGAUAUGUUCGUUGGGCUAACAAUAUGAAGUCCAAUGAGUUGAAGUUACAAAUUUACACUUCUAAUGGAUCAACUUUACUUAUGCCAACUUGGUUUUGUCAUAGAUCUGUUUUUGAUAAAGUGGGUGGCUUUGAUGAAAAAGGAGCUGGAACACCAGAAGAUCUAAUAUUUUUUCAUAAACAUCUCGAGUUAGGUGGUGAUUUGCAUAGAAUAAAUAAUGACUUAGUUAUAUAUUCAUAUCAUGCAAAUGCAACAUCUUUGUCCAUUAGUAGGGAGUGUAUUUGGAACAUACAAUUAGAAAAAUUGCAAAUAAACGUACUUCAACAUUGGAAACACUUUACAGUGUGGAAUGCUGGAAAGUCUGGAAGGAGAUUUGUUCGAGCUUUAAAUCCAGAAAACUUGAAAAAAGUGGUAGCUUUUUGUGAUGUUGAUAAAAAAAAGAUAGGAAAUGAUAUAGAAUUAUAUUGUCCGCACAAAAGAAAAGUUUUAAUAAAAUUACCAGUUAUUCAUUUUCUUGAUGCAAAAUGUCCCCUAAUAAUAUGUGUUAAACUAGAUCUGACAAAUGGACUGUUUGAAAGUAAUCUGAAAUCUUUGAAUCUCACUGAAGGAAAAGAUUAUUUUUUAUUUAGUUGACAAAAUUCAAAUAUGGCUAAGAAAGAAUAAGUGAAUGAAUUUUUAUUACACAGUAAGUUAUUUAUUUUUCUACAGUUAAUUUACUUAGUAAUUGUGACCUAAAAAUAGUGACUAUUCAAUAAAUUUGAAUCAUU